Messenger RNA from Suillus plorans, 381 nucleotides. RefSeq lists its product as uncharacterized. The transcript has 2 exons. Bases 1 to 381 code for a protein of 126 amino acids. The record is from RefSeq and is a predicted model, not a curated record. NCBI's taxonomy places the organism in Eukaryota, Fungi, Basidiomycota, Agaricomycetes, Boletales, Suillaceae.
AUGUUGGAGAGACUUGGACUGGGGCAUCUUUCAUGCAUGAUCCCAUUUUGGAAGACCGAUGUCAGUGUUGGACAGAACACGUUGAGGACAAGUCUGAAUGAGCACUACACCUCCAAUGCCUCUACUGCAGACCUCACAAAUGUAUCAACAGCCAAAAACGUCAGCAGCAUGGCCGAUACCACGUCAUUGACCAUAGGCAAAGGCAGUGUGUGUGACUGUAUGCGUGAGUGGGAGCAUGAACACAAAUGGUUGUGGGAGAUGGAGAGACUGGCAGAGAUGCAGUGUGAAGCUGAGUCCAUUAUGAUGUCUGCCAAUGGAAACAUUAAUGAUGAUGAGACAGAGUUGAGUGAUGAAGAGGUGGAGUGCACAAUGCGACACUAG